Molecule: messenger RNA, 5690 nt
Organism: Lagopus muta (rock ptarmigan)
Lineage: Eukaryota; Metazoa; Chordata; Aves; Galliformes; Phasianidae
Gene: BLTP3B
Product: bridge-like lipid transfer protein family member 3B
Exons: 21
Coding region: 172-4524 (1450 amino acids)
Source: RefSeq, a predicted model, not a curated record
CACUAGGCGAUGGUGCAGCCAAGAUGGCGGUGGGUGCCGAGCGAGCGUGAGUGUUGGCAGCGGCUCCUCCGCUCCCCGCGGUCUCCCCGGCUCGGGCUGGGGGAGGCGGAGGGAUGAGGCGCGUCCCCGUUCCGGGCCGGUCGUGGUGAGCGGUGCGUGCCGGCGAGCGCCAUGGCGGGGAUCAUCAAGAAGCAGAUCCUGAAGCAUCUCUCCAGGUUCACCAAAAAUCUGUCGCCUGACAAGAUCAACCUGAGCACGUUAAAGGGGGAAGGUCAACUGACCAAUUUAGAGUUGGAUCAAGAGGUGCUUCAAAACAUGCUGGAUCUGCCAACGUGGCUUGCUAUAAACAAGGUCUUUUGCAAUAAAGCAUCCAUUAGGAUACCAUGGACAAAACUGAAAACACAUCCCAUCUCUUUGUCCUUGGAUAAAGUUGUAAUGGAAAUGAGCACAUGUGAAGAGCCACGUGCCCCUAAUGGACCUUCUCCUAUAGCAACUGCAUCAGGACAGAGUGAAUAUGGUUUUGCUGAAAAAGUGGUAGAAGGAAUUUCGGUGUCUGUGAACUCCAUAGUAAUAAGGAUUGGUGCAAAAGCUUUUAAUGCUUCGUUUGAACUUUCCCAACUAAGAAUAUACAGUGUCAAUGCAAACUGGGAACAUGCUGACCUGAGGUUUACCAGGAUACAAGAAGCUCAACGUGGAGAGGUAUUGACUUUUAAGGAGAUUAACUGGCAGAUGAUCAGAAUAGAAGCGGAUGCAAUUCAGAGUUCGAAGCAUGAAAUCAUGAGCGCUCCAGUUCGACUCAUUACGAAUCAAUCAAAAAUUAGGGUCACACUUAAAAGAAGGCUAAAGGACUGUAAUGUAGUGGCGUCAAAACUGGUUCUGAUCCUGGAUGACUUGCUGUGGGUUUUGACUGAUUCCCAGUUGAAAGCCAUGGUGCAGUAUGCCAAAUCUCUUAGUGAAGCCAUAGAGAAAUCAACAGAACAGAGAAAAAGCUUGGCUUCUGAAACAACACAGAGCUCAGCUCCUGCACCCAGCUCUCAGCAGGUGAAAGCACACCAGACUACAGCAGCACCUGAUCAAAAUGAUGCAAUAGUAAAAUUGUUUAAUGAUUUUGAUGUUAAGGAAACUUCUCAUCACUUAGUAAUCUCCCAUUUGGACCUACAUAUAUGUGAUGACAUCCAUUCUAAAGAGAAAGAUUCAAAUAGACGUGUAACAGGAGGAGCCAUGCAGCUUUCUUUCAGCUACUUAACGGUGGACUAUUACCCAUUUCACAAAGCAGGAGACAGCUGCAAUCACUGGAUGCAUUAUAGCGAUGCCACUAAAACCAGAAGUGGGUGGGCCCAAGAGUUAUUAAAUGAAUUCAAAAGUAAUGUUGAAUUGCUUAAGCAGGCUGUGAAGGAUCAAGGCAUAGGUUCUCCUGCCGCAUCACCACCUGCUGUAUCUCCUCAAAAGCCACAAACAGGCAAGGAACAGACACUGAAAGGAACUUCCCAGCAGCCAAAGGGCAAACUGAUGUCUUGUCCUGUUGUGGUUAGACUUGCGGAUUUCAAUAUAUAUCAGGUCUCAACAGCAGACCAGUGUCGUUCUUCCCCUAAAACUUUGGUCUCUUGCAAUAAGAAGUCACUUUAUCUUCCACCAGAAAUGCCAGCUAUUCAUAUUGAAUUCACUGAAUAUUACUAUCCAGAUGGAAAGGACUUUCCUAUUCCUUGUCCAAAUUUGUAUGGCCAGCUGAAUGCUUUACAGUUCACCCUGGAUGAGAGAAGUAUUCUUUGGCUAAACCAGUUUGUGUUGGAUUUGAAACAGAGCCUUAUUCAGUUCAUGGCCAUGUACAAGUUAAAUGACAAUUCAAAAUCAGAUGAACAUGUUGAUGUCAGAGUUGAUGGACUAAUGUUAAAGUUCAUAAUUCCAGCUGAAAGUAAACUUGAAAUUCACAAAGAUCAACCUCGUGCACUUUCCAUUCAAAGUUCAGAGAUGAUUGCUACAAAUACAAGAUACUCACCAAACUGCAGGCACUCUGAUCUUGAAGCUUUGUUUCAGAACUUCAAAGACUGCGAAUUUUUUAGCAGAACUUUCACAGCAUUUCCUAAGUCCCAGAAGAAUUUUAAUCUCCUACAUCCAAUCUUCCAGAGACAUGCUCACGAACAAGAUACUAAAAUGCAUGAUGUUUAUAAAGGUUAUAUCAUCCCCAAAUUGAAUAAAUACGCGUUAAAGACAUCUGCAGCUACUGAUGUUUGGGCCUUACAUUUUUCUCAGUUUUGGAUAGAUUAUGAAGGAACGAAAAGUGGGAAGGGGCGACCUGUAAGCUUUGUGGACUCAUUCCCUCUUUCACUUUGGAUUUGCCAGCCACUACGAUAUGCAAAGUCACAAAAAGAGCUUUUAUCACACAAUCAGCCAGCAUUUAACAUUCCAAAAAGUGAAUCUAGUGAUCUUGCCAAUAGACUGCAACGCAAAAAACUUCUAAAAGAAUAUUACAGCACUGAGACAGAACCUUUGGCCAAUGGCAUUCAAAUGUCUCAUUUUUCAGACUCUUCGGGAGUGCUUUCUGAAAGCUCUUCCUCUGAUGCAGAUGUGCAUGUUCUUGUCCACGUUCAAAAACAUGUAAGCAUGCAGAUCAAUCAUUACCAGUAUCUUUUCUUGCUGUUUCUCCAUGAAUCUCUGGUAUUGCUCCUGGAAAACUUAAGGAAUGAUGUAGAAGCAGUGACAGGAAAACCUGCAAAGCAAACAGAUAUCUGCAUUGGGUUCCUAGUGAAAAGUGCAGAAUUAGCCUUACUACUCCACCCAGUGACUCAGGGAAACCCGUGUAAGUCUCCAGCUGUGGAAGAAGGAAGUCCCAUGGCAUCAGAGCUCUCUCCUUUGGGGAAUGGGGAAGCUCUUACUUCAGAAAACAAGUUAGGCAAUAAUAAGAUGGAACAAGCUGGUAUUAAUAAUAUUGAUUAUGUAUCUGACUGUAAGCCUACGAAUGUUGAAGUUAAAGGCGUUUUAAUGGAUCCUCUCUUGUUUAAAUCAGACAGUACUAUGGAUUUUCAGAAAGGAACGUCAUUUUCAGAUGAUGCAUCAGAUAAAGGUUUGGGAGAUACCAGUGAAGGAGGAAGCAGUGGGCUUUUUAGUAGAAGUGAUUCAGAGGAGGUCUAUGGACCUCUAAGUGACAGAAGUGGCUUGCAUCAUAGGGAUUCACUGUCCAUUUUAAGUAAGAGAGAAGAUUCUACAGAAUUUUUCAUUGAUAAAGAGGAUGAGAAAAAUAUGUUCUCAAAUAAGUUAAAUGAACUGGAAGGUACAACUGAAGCCUGUCUUAACCAAGUCACUGACUUGGAAACAGAAACUGCCUUAGAAUCCGAAGAGCUUGAAAUCAACAAAGAGAAGGUGGCUUCAGUUAGAAUGUUUGCAUCCCAGUCUUCAUCCAGUUCAAAGCCUAGGGACCGCUGCCCAUCCAGCCUUCCUGCGUUCUCUGUUUCCUACAAGAAUAUGAAAAGAAGUCCAUCACAGGUCUCUCUGGAUACCAUCUCUAUUGAUAGUAUGAUGCUAGAGGAGCAUUUAGCAGAGAGUGAUGGAAGUGAUAGCCAAAGCUUUCUAGAAAAAGGUAUUACAGCCACAAACUAUCAAAGCCCAUCAGAAAAUGCCCAUGAAGGAGGCACAGUGAUUGAAAAUUGUGAUGGGUCAUCUCCAGAUGCCAUGAGUGCUGCUUCAGAGAAUGCCCAUGAGACUAGUGAAGAAAUGAUGUCUGUUGUGGUUUUCCAAAUAUUUGGUGUUAACGGUGAAAUUGACAUCAGAGGGGAAGACACAGAAAUAUGCCUUCAGGUCAACCAAGUGAUACCAAAUCAACUUGGAAACAUCAGUGUUCGACAUUAUCUUUGCAACAGGACUGUGGGUUCUGAUUGUAAAGCUGUGGCUGGACCAGUUAAACCAUCACCUGAGAUUAGUCUGAGAUGGGAAAGUGGGCCUAGUGCCAUCAUGCAUUCUCUGCUGGCUGUUAAAAAUGGUUUUCUUCAGUGUCACGUUGAGAACUUCAGUGCUGAAUUUCUAACGUCUUCCCUCACAAACAUUCAGCAUUUUCUAGAAGAUGAAACUGUUGCAGAAGUGAUGCCUAUGAAGAUAAAAGUUUCUAAUGCAAUGAUUAAUUUAAAAGAUGAUAGUCCACGUGAAAAUCUCAAAGCGUGUGAGCUAGUACCCAUAAAACUGCAUAUUGACAUACUUUGGAUAGAACGAAAUGAUGAUGGCUCUUUCUUCAUUAGAGACAAUCAAAGAGUAAGUGAUGGGUCGAAGAUGAAGAAUUCAAGUAGUGCACUGCAGCAAGCAGCAAGACCUGCAGGACAUAAAACACAGGACCAAGCUACGCAGACUACUUGUGAAAUUCCCAGCCCAGUUAAAUCAAACAGAGAUUCAGCUGACUUCAUAAAAAAUGAGCUUGUUGAAGAAAACGAAUGUCUCAAACAGGAACUGGCCAAAGCUAAAGCAGCUCUUGCUGAGGUCCAAAUGGAGAAAGAUGCCCUGCUUCAUCGUAUAAAGAAGAUGAAUGUUGAUCAUCAGUAGGACAGUGUUCUGUUGGUGCGAGGCAUUGCCAGAACUUGAGGUGACUGCAACAUCUGAAGAACUGUUUGUGAAUUGCUGGAAGACAUGGUUUUUGGUUGUUUUUUUUCCUUUGGUCACGAACAAAAGUUCUCUCAUCACAAACAGAAUGUUUUUGAAAUAGUUGCUAUUCUGAAAAUGUCAUUAUAUACUGUAACUUUUUUCAGCCCAUUUUAAACUGAAAUGACUGGAGAAAUCAGUUUCUACCAUACUUUAUUAAUUUACUGAAGAAAAGAAUCAUAUCAGCUACUUUCAAUAUUAUUAAAGGAGAUGUUAUUUUUAAAACACUUGGGAUUUUUUUGAAAACUGGAUGGCUCAGCAAUGAAAGAAGGUGCCCAGUUGCUUAACUGAGUAAAGCGCACCAUGCCUCGUUAACAAACUGUACCUCUGUUUGUUAAGAUUAUGUUCUAGUAUUACUAGACAGUUUCUAUAUAGGAGGUUACAUUUGCACUAUGAUAUGUUAGAUCCCCUAGAAUAGUAUAGUACUGAAAAUUAAAAUAGCCCUAAACUGGCCCUAAAUUCUAUGUAAUUUGCCCAGAGAGGAUUUUAAGAAUAAUCCUCUGGUGCUAUAGAGUUCUAUGUACCCUUUCCACACAUGCUCCUGAAAUACCACAGUAAAUGCUGGAGAAUGUAAGUUAGAGGGCACUACUGGAGUUUAUUCCAGCACGAAAGCCCACAGCAUCUGUACAGCUGGUCUAAUUCAGACAUUCACACACAUGCUUUUCUCUCUCUGUGAUGAGGAGAUAGCCCUGCAGAAGGAUCCAGCAGUUUGUGAAAGGUGAUCUUUCAGCCAUUUUGCAUCUAUGUCUGAUUCUGUGAACUUUAUCAGACAUGCCCGAGGCUUUGGUCCAGUGUAUUUAAAUAUGUAAGGUCAGUGCUUGUGGGGGGCGGGAGGGAAAUUCCUACAGGGAUUCAUUAAUUGUAUAUUGCUUUUUUGAUUAUAAAUAUAUAUAUAUAUAUACACAUAUAUAUUAAAAAGCUUUAGAGAAACAUUUAAUUACCCUAUAAAAUUGUGAGAUUACAUGAGAUGUAAUUAUGCAAUUUAAACCAUGGGUGAUUUGUACAAAUUAAUCAAUUUUCAGCUAAAAACUGGUACGAAUGAAUAAAAAAGCACAAUGCUGUGAAACAGA